Molecule: messenger RNA, 2777 nt
Organism: Suillus clintonianus
Lineage: Eukaryota; Fungi; Basidiomycota; Agaricomycetes; Boletales; Suillaceae
Exons: 8
Coding region: 13-2460 (815 amino acids)
Biological process (GO): mitotic sister chromatid cohesion
Source: RefSeq, a predicted model, not a curated record
CUCUCCUCAGGGAUGUCUACCAUGUACGAUUCACAUCUACGCCCGGCAAAACGUCAGCGUACAAUGUCUAUUUCGCCCUCACCGAGGCCGAGGCUUUCAUCACUCACUCCACUCCCAGACUCCCCCUCCCCGAAGCCGGCACUCCGCCCGCUUCCUCCAGCAAUCGUACUCCUCGCGCUCCCAGGGCUUCUGGCACACCCCCCAACUCAUCCAGACUUUGGGUUUUCUCUCUUUCUCUCCCUGCGCGCACUAAGACAAUGCUUAGCUUUACCUGCCCUCGCCCCUGAUAUAGAAUGUCAUGCUUGGACGAGUUUAGCCGAAGUCGGCAUGAGAGUCAUGGAGAGUGGCUUUUGCUCUCAGGAGGGAGGAUGCGAUUGGGCUGUAGGUAUUUACGCCGAGGUCGAGAAAGCACUGAGCAAAGGCCUGCUCAUUGCACAAAAACACCCUUCACUUCGACCGCUUCGCCACCACCUCACGCUCCUCCAUGCUCGCUUUGCAUUUACAUUCCCUUCCUCUUCCACAUCGCCAAAAUUUGCACGCGCUAUCCUCAGACGCCUCAUUGCGUCACUCGCACCCUCCGAUCCCCCAGGCACCGUUUAUGCUGCACACCUGGCAUUAAUCACCCAGAUCACUACACCACCCCCUUCUUCUAAUGCUACCGCUAAUCUCAGCCCUGCACCACCAGGUGCCCCCGUCCUCCAAGCAACCCUUGCCGCCAUAGAUACUCUAAUAACUCUUGCACGCAAAAACCAUCACCCACGAAUUAUCGCCCUCGCUCACGUCAUCAGAUUGCGAGUCCUCCUUCGUGCAAGUGCAUGGCCGCAAGUUGGGGCUGCUCUCGAUACCGCAGAGGCCGUGCUUGGCUUAAUUUUCGACAAGGACGGCAAAGAUAGUCAUGAUAAAGGCCCUAUCAAUACAAUCGCCGACGCAGAACCAGAUAAUGACACACUUCCUCGUUGGAACUCCAUAACAGCUCACGACGUCAAUGCCCUUUCCCGCGAAUAUUCCCAAGUGCGCAUCAACAGCAAUUCAAAUAUGGGACCCAAACAAGAGGAGGAAAGCACACAAAUAGAUCCCGCUCAUGCUUCACUUGUUAUUCAUACUCUCCUCUCCGGUACUAUAUUUUUCACGUUCUCUGGAAACAUCCGUGCGGCCGAGCAAAGGCUCAUCGCGUUGCAUGAAAUUGUUGAUAGCGGGGCACUUGAGGGAUUCAAGGACGGAAUCAUUCAGAUACCUCUCCCACCGCACCCUCCCCUAGCGGUUCACACCACCCAUCCACUCGUACUUCUCCCGCUUACAUUCCUCGUCAGCGCUACUGCGAAACGUGACCCAGUGGGCAGAAAUCCAAAGAGAAGACUCUGGGCCGAAGCAGGACUCAACAUUCUCAAUGCUGCAAGCGAGGACAUUGAACUUCCCCUCUGGGCUUCCCUCGCAGACAGAGACGAAAUCAUACAGCGCACAGUAAGACUCACAGCUGAUAUUUUAUGCGAGCUCGUCGCGAUAUCAAUCCAACGGUCCGAAUUCGACGCCGCGGAAACACACCUAAACGCACUACUCUCCCUAACCCAUGCACACGACCUCUUCAACUCUUAUAGCGCCCGCAUCACCCUCCACGCCGCACACCUCGCACACGCACUCGGAGACACCGAACGCGCAGGCGUAUGCUAUCGCGUCGCCAAAUCGGUAGAUGACGAAACCAAUGCAGGAACCGGGUAUGUAGGCGCUGCCGCAUGCGCUGGAGAAGCGUUAUUACGCAUCGGACUUCAGGCUCAGCGUGACGACGAACACAUGGACACUAGCGCGAAUCAAGAAACAAGUGGUGAUAGAAGUGACUGGUUGGAUAGCGAGACGCACGCGUUGGCUAGGUCUGCGAUCCAGCGAUGUCAUGGGAUGGGAGGGACACUUGAAGCGGUUGGAAAGGUUGUGCAGGCGGCUGUGGCUGGUGCGAGGGGGGAGAUUGUUGGUGCCAAAUCACACCUGAAGUCUGCUCUGUCUUUAUCAACGUUGGCGGGAGAGAACCAUCUCCGCGCAUUGCUCCUCGCACAAGUGGGUGCGCAGUACUUGCAUACAGCACCUGCGCAUGCUAUGGAGACAUUGGCUGUGUGCGAGACGCUCGGCGCUGGGAUGGGUGCGAAGCAGAAGGACGCGAAUGGCGAGAAAAGUAAAGGAAAGGAGAAAGAGGCAGUUUCAGAAGGCAUUGCAGCCAAGUACGACUCAAUAGGCAAUGCCCCACUCCGUCUCUGGGUGGGCGAACGAUUCCUCGACAUAUUCAAGCGCGCAAAUAAGCCUCAUCGCGUGGCGAAGCAGGAGACAUUCAAUGCGAUGUAUCGGGGUGCGGUUGAGGGGAUGGUAGGGCGGGCGAGGUGGCCUUCUGCGGUGGAAUUUGAUCAGCAUGGCGCUGAUGAGGAUGUCAGAAUGCAGCACGCAGAUCAGGGUCAGAAUCAGGAUGUUGAGAUGUAGGGGUCUGCAACUUGUGUCGUUCAUUCGAGCUGGGGUGGAGAUGAACGGCGGGUGUUGGGUGAUCCAUCUUGGAGUUGGACGUUGCGGUUUCGGAUUGACUGAACUCAUAACCUUGCUAGAGGCACUUACUUAUAUUGAUACUCGCACACACACAGCAUACUGCAUACAUACCAUACACUCAACGUUCAAUGACCGCAUAAUGCUUACACUGCCAUCAUAUAGCAUCGAAGUAUUACAUUACAUACUGUAACAGUAACACCUGAGGCCAGCAUCUGUAGACUGGUAACCAGCCCCUCUAUGAGGCAAGCCGUCGAUAG